GGCUCUACUUACUCCUACAUUUUGGGCCUCUCCUCCGUAAGCUAAUGAUCUGAUGCUAUUUGUUCUUCGUCUCCUACUUCUUUUCUAAUUUUUUUUUCCUGCUCAAAGUUCUUUCUUUCUAUCCUUCUUGUCUACUUUAAAUGGCCAAUGCAUAUGGGUUCGUCUCUCCACCAGUUACAAGCCUGAGGCGGAGAAAUUUGCAUUUUUCCGGCUUUUGUCAAUCUGGGUAUUGCCAAUUUCAGAAAAUUCUGAGAAGGCUAUUUCUCUGCAGAGCUGUCGAAAGCCAGGAGAAGCAUGCUUCUGGGGUGGCGCCUUCUCAAUCUCGAGUGCCCAGGCUUGUAACUAAAGGGUGUAAGCUGGUUGGAUCUGGCUCAGCAGUACCAAAUCUUUUGAUCUCGAAUGACGAUCUUGCAAAAUUUGUUGAAACUUCUGAUGAAUGGAUUUCUGCUCGCACUGGGAUUCGUAAUCGACGGGUUCUUUCAGGGGAAGAUAGAUUGAUGAAUUUGGCUGUUGAGGCAGCAAAGAGAGCUCUUCAAAUGGCGCAAGUUGAUGCAAAUGAUGUAGACCUAAUUCUGCUUUGCACAUCUACUCCAGAGGAUCUUUUUGGCAGUGCUCCACAGAUCCAGAGAGCACUAGGCUGUAAAAGAACUCCUUUGGCCUAUGACAUUACAGCUGCUUGUAGUGGGUUUGUGUUGGGUCUAGUUUCAGCUGCCUGUCACAUAAGAGGAGGUGGAUUCCAAAAUGUUCUAGUAAUUGGGGCUGAUGCUCUUUCUCGAUAUGUUGAUUGGACUGAUAGAGGAACCUGCAUUCUCUUUGGGGAUGCUGCUGGUGCUGUAUUAGUACAGGCCUGUAAUGGCAGUGAGGAUGGCUUAUUUGGUUUUGACUUGCACAGUGAUGGAGAUGGCCAAAAGUACUUGAAUGCCAUAAUCAGUGACAAUGAAAUGGACCAUGUGGUGGGAUCCAAUGGUUCGGUAGUAGGCUUUCCUCCAAGACGUUCCUCUUACUCUUGUAUCCAAAUGAAUGGCAAAGAGGUAUUCCGCUUUGCAGUUAGGUGCGUGCCACAGUCGAUUGUGUCUGCUCUGGCAAACGCUGGUCUCACAGGAUCCGACAUUGAUUGGUUGCUACUUCAUCAGGCAAACCAAAGGAUCAUCGACGCAGUUGCAACCCGUCUAGAGAUCCGAGCAGAUCGUGUUAUAUCCAACUUGGCUAAUUAUGGUAACACCAGUGCUGCAUCCAUUCCCUUGGCAUUAGAUGAAGUUGUUCGAAAUGGGAAGGUGCAAUCAGGCCAUACGACUGCUGUUGCUGGCUUUGGGGCUGGCCUUACAUGGGGUUCAACAAUCCUGAGAUGGGGAUGAGAAGCAGUAUCUUUAGACCAAGACACCAGCUAGCAUAAGAGAAGAAGGAAUCGAUUCCACUGUAAUGCAUCUGCCCCAUUGUAAUGUAUCAGGGAGAUAGCCGAGGGAGAUGCAGUUGACAUCUUUCCUGCUUCCUUUCUGUGCUUUGGAUAUUGUAAUUUUUUGGGCAAUCUAAUAAUUUAAUUCUUU
Messenger RNA from Telopea speciosissima, 1544 nucleotides. RefSeq names its product 3-oxoacyl-[acyl-carrier-protein] synthase 3 B, chloroplastic-like. Lineage: Eukaryota; Viridiplantae; Streptophyta; Magnoliopsida; Proteales; Proteaceae. The transcript has 8 exons. Gene Ontology annotation, molecular function: 3-oxoacyl-[acyl-carrier-protein] synthase activity. Gene Ontology annotation, cellular component: chloroplast. The coding region runs from base 141 to 1355 and encodes 404 amino acids. The record is from RefSeq and is a predicted model, not a curated record. Gene Ontology annotation, biological process: fatty acid biosynthetic process.